Ilex paraguariensis (yerba mate) is the source of this 246-nucleotide messenger RNA. The record is from the annotation of a GenBank genome assembly. NCBI's taxonomy places the organism in Eukaryota, Viridiplantae, Streptophyta, Magnoliopsida, Aquifoliales, Aquifoliaceae.
AUGAGCGUGUCAGCGGAGACAAAGAAGCAGAGAGAUAGAGACGUAGAGGGUGAGAAACAGAGAGUUGUGAUCUACCUGGUGCGACGUGCGCACAGAAUGAGCAGCGGAAAUACAUCAGUUAGAGAGAGUAUAGCGUCGCCGGGGUCGUUGGCAUCGUCUUUGGGGUGGCUUGGGACAGAGGAGAGUCGGGGAGAGAGAGAAAGGGAGACGAAUAGAGAGAGUGUGACACAGUUAGACAGAGAAUAG